This is a messenger RNA of Cheilinus undulatus (humphead wrasse), 2217 nucleotides long. RefSeq names its product nephronectin-like. The coding region runs from base 89 to 2155 and encodes 688 amino acids. Gene Ontology annotation, molecular function: calcium ion binding. Gene Ontology annotation, cellular component: membrane. The transcript has 14 exons. NCBI's taxonomy places the organism in Eukaryota, Metazoa, Chordata, Actinopteri, Labriformes, Labridae. The record is from RefSeq and is a predicted model, not a curated record.
ACUCCAGAAGAUUUUAACGCUCCUGUCUCGGAUAAAAGUGGGAUUAUCCAGGUGGGUUAAACCGGGACACCGGGUCUACAGGAGGAGGAUGCUAACCCGGGUCCCCCUGGUUCUGUUGACCUGGUUCUUUGUGUGGAGUCAGGGCCAGCAUAUAGACUACGACAGCUGGACGAACCAGGCGCCGUUGUCCAAUGGUCUCUGUCGCUAUGGUAACAGCGUGGAAUGUUGCUGGGGCUGGAAACAGAUGGACUGGGGACGCUGUCAACCUCACUGUCAGCAGGGCUGCAAGCAUGGUGAGUGCGUCGCUCCAGACAGAUGCAGAUGUCAUCCAGGAUACACUGGCAAGGCCUGUAACCAAGACCUGAACGAGUGCGGCGUGAAGCCGCGGCCCUGCAAACAUCGCUGCAUGAACACGCUGGGCAGCUUCAAAUGUUACUGUCUGGACGGGUACACGCUGCAGCCGGACGGCAGCUGUAGGAAUGCUCAAACAUGUUACCACGCUAAUUGUCAGUACGGCUGUGAAGUCAUCAAGGGGGCGGUCCGGUGCACCUGUCCAUCACCAGGGUUACGGCUGGGACCAGACAGACGCACCUGUGUCGACGUAGACGAGUGCUCGAUGAGCGGCGGCGGCGUGUGCCCUCGUCGAAGGAAGUGUAUCAACACGUUCGGCAGCUUUGUGUGUAAAUGCCACCUAGGCUUCAAACUUAUCUACGUCAAUGGACGAUACAGCUGCAUUGAUAAGGACUCUCGGCCGUUCUGUUCUCUGAAUCCGUCCUCUCCAAAGUGCAAGUGUAAAGAUGGCAGCUGUAAAGCUGUCCCUAAAGUAACGCUGGAGCCGAACAGACCGAGAACUACAACAACUACAACUCCCAUCACCACCACUGCUGCUACUAUGAUUCCCCUUACUACAACUACAACUAGUCCCACAACAAUUCCCCUUAUCACUACCACCACUACUAUACCUAUCACUACCACCACUACUAUACCUACCACACCUACAACUACUACACCUACCACACCUACAACUACUACACCUACCACACCUACAACUACUAUACCUACCACACCUACAACUACUACACCUACCACACCUACAACUACUACUACCACAUCUACAACUACUACUAGUACUACUACUAUUACCAGUACUUUACUUAGUACUACUUCGUCAACCUUGCCUCUGACAACUACUACAUCUACAAGCACAACUAUGCCAACCACUACAGUGCCUACCACUACUACUCCUACUACUGUUCUUACUACUACAUCUGUUACUACUACACCUGUUACCAUGACUAUUUCAAGCACAACACCUGCUGCUACCACCACACCGAUGAUGACUACUACUUUUCUACUUACUACAACAGGCUUUGAUAUGACUACCACCAUUUCUACUACCAUACCAACUACUACCACCACUAAUUCACCGACUACUACUAUAACUAAAACUCCCCCCCCCACUACUACUAACAUUACAACCAGGCUGCCCACUGCAACAGCUUUAACCACUACGACUGCACUUACAACCACACUGUCAGCGACCACCUCGCUGAUAACGAGCACGGUGAACAACAGGAUCAACAAGGACGUGACGCACAGACAGCGAGGAGACGUGCACAUCCCUCGACAUCCCGGUCAGAACCAGGUCUGGGAGUUUGACAUCGAGCUGGGAAACACGGCCGACGACGCCAGAGACGAUCCAGAGGUGGGUGUACUCCGCUGCACCUUUGACCACGGUCUGUGUGACUGGACGUCUGACAGAGAAGGAGACGUUCACUGGGAGACGGCUCAGAGCCCUGCAGGUGGGCGCUAUCUGUCCGUCCCAGAGCUGAAGGUGGGACAAAGGAGCAUCCGCGGCGCUCGACUGGCCAUCCAAAUCGUCCCACCCUGGAGCCAUGGUGACCUGUGUUUCUCCUUCUCCCAUUGGCUGACGGGGCACCAUGUGGGCGUGAUGCAGCUGUUCGUCAGGGGGGCGGGACAGGGUCAGAGGUACGGCCCUGCCCUCUGGAGCCGGACCGGUGGACACGGAUGGAGACACACCCAGGUUACCUUGACGACGGCGGAUAAGGUGUUACUGAGGGCGGAGAGGAGGAGAGGCUGGCGAGGGAAGAUGGCUGUUGAUGAUGUCACACUGCGGCGAGGGACAUGUCGGUGACAUCACAGAGACACUCAGACUGUAUUUAAAGGGCUGCUCCGCUGUUUUUUUAAUGACAAACA